CGAACGACAGAACACAAAAACGAAACAAUUUUCACGAAAGUGAAAUUUUUUGCCUCGAUUGUUUUGAUUUGGGUGCUAUGCAAUAAAAAUCGCGAUCCAGUUUGUGCAUUAUCCAGUGGAAAAUUGGAUUGUAUGUUCAAAAUGUGAAUUUCUUUCCGUGCUAUCGAGUGUGUGUCACAGUGAUUCAUCACCAAAUAGAUUCCAAAAAUAAAAUAAUGAAAAUGAUCUGUAAAAAUAGAUUUAUUUUCCUCAUUUUAUCGGCAAUUGGUUGCUUCAGUUUAUUUUUGUAUUGGUCCACUUUUCCAUGGUUCAGCAACAAAAAUUCCAAUUUCGCAAAAUUGACGUCCAAGAACAAUUCCAUCGGAAAACAAAAUUCCGACGUCAACUUUGACGAGAAUUUGGUGGUCAUCUACAAUCGAAUUCCAAAGACCGGAUCGACCAGCUUCAUCAAUUUAGCUUAUGAUCUCUGUAAAAAGAAUAAAUUCCACGUUUUGCACAUAAACAUCACAGCCAACAUGCAUGUACUGUCGCUGCAGAAUCAAUUGGAUUUCGCUAAGAAUAUCACUAUGUGGAAUGAAAUGAAACCAGCCCUGUAUCAUGGACACAUGGCGUACUUGGACUUUUCCAAGUUCAGCAUGCCAUCAAAACCGAUUUAUAUAAAUUUAGUUCGUAAGCCGCUCGACCGAUUAGUGUCAUACUACUACUUUCUACGUUUCGGCGACAAUUUUCGCCCAAAUUUAGUGAGAAAAAAGGCUGGUGAUAAAAUGACGUUCGACGAAUGUGUGGAAAAGAAGCAACCAGACUGUGAUCCUAAAAAUAUGUGGUUACAAAUUCCAUUUUUCUGUGGCCAUGCUGCUGAGUGCUGGAUCCCAGGCAAUGAAUGGGCGCUCAACCAAGCAAAACAAAAUUUAGUAAAUAAUUAUUUCUUAGUCGGUGUAACGGAACAAAUGGAAGAUUUCAUCAAUUUAUUGGAACUUUCACUGCCGAGAAUAUUCAACGGAACGUUGGACCACUAUCUGAAUUCGAGCAAGUCGCAUCUGCGACAGACGGCAUCGAAACUGCAACCGACUAGCAAAACAAUAAGUGAUAUAACAAAGUCUCCCAUUUGGAAAAUGGAAAACGAACUCUACGAAUUUGCGUUGCAGCAAUUUCAUUUUUUGUACAAAUUGCGCAACAACAUCCGAUUACAAGGGAAGAAUUUGACGCAGAAAUAUUUUUAUGAGAAAAUUCGACCAAAGUAAAGUCGAUUGGAUUUGACCGUUGAAGUGAUGAUAGUGGACGGACGACAAAAAAGUCGAACAAGAAAAUGUUUGCUGGAUAUAAUGAAGCAGUGAACGUAAUUUGAUGUAGUUCCAAUGCACAAUUGUUGAUCGCAAGCGAAUUGUGUAGUGUACAAAAUGUGAAUAAAAUCCUGUAAAUUAAGAAACGUACGACCCGUAAGUUUAUUUGUCUUCCAGCUUAAUUACAUCAGAUUUGUAUAGUGUUCGCAAUAAAUAUACAUGUUGUGUACC
Molecule: messenger RNA, 1511 nt
Organism: Bradysia coprophila
Lineage: Eukaryota; Metazoa; Arthropoda; Insecta; Diptera; Sciaridae
Gene: Hs2st
Product: Heparan sulfate 2-O-sulfotransferase
Cellular component (GO): membrane
Molecular function (GO): heparan sulfate 2-sulfotransferase activity
Source: RefSeq, a predicted model, not a curated record